UGGAACCAAAUUGUCAACAAUAUUUUUUUCUAGUUUGAUUCUUUUACUUUAAAUAGAGUUAGCAUCGACUUGAGACUGAGUUUUGGAUGAAAAUGAAUCAUGUCUGAGGAAGAUAUUGAAGAAUUACAAAAGUUUCAUGAUGCAGUCAGGGAAAUAAUUAUUUCCCUCCUGUUGUUCAUCCUCCUCUACGUGAGUUCAUACAGCACUAUCUCCUGGUUCAAGAAAAGGACAGACUCUGAAGAGUAUGUCACCGGUGAUGACGAUGCAUUUGUGUUCCGAAUAGCCCUAUGGCUGUGUACAUUUACCCUGGCAGUAUCAGCUGGAGCGGUGUUGUUACUGCCAAUUUCCAUAAUUAGCAAUGAAGUACUGCUGCUUCAUCCACACAGCUACUAUGUGAAGUGGUUAAACAGCUCUCUUAUACAUGGUUUGUGGAACUAUGUAUUCCUGUUCUCCAAUCUUGCCCUGUUUAUCCUGAUGCCAUUUGCCUACUUCUUUACUGAAUCAGAGGGAUUCUCCGGUUCCAGAAAUGGAAUCAUGGCUAGAAUCAAAGAAACUACUGUAAUGUUAGCUUUAUUGGGUGUAUCAGUGUUUGGUGUAUCCUGGGUGUUGAUAGCUCUGUUUGACAGUGAUACACAUAGUCACGAUACUCUCUCAGAUAUAUGGAAUAUCUACCUGCCAUAUCUGUAUUCAUGCAUAUCAUUCCUCGGAGUACUGUUACUACUGUUAUGUACUCCAGUAGGCUUUGCCUGUAUGUUUACAUCCAUGACAAAAUUAGUGCUCAAACCACAGUUUUUACGUGAUAUAAAUGAGGAAUUAACUACAGCAAGGUUUAGGGAGGGGUCAUUUAGACGGAAAAUACAAGAUCAAAAACAGUGUAAACAUGAAAGUAGAGUUGCAGGUAGAAUAGCAAAUGGACAUUCCAACCAUAAAGAUAAAGAGGCAGAACAUUUACAAGAAAAGCUGGAAGAAGCUUUGAGAGAUAUACAAGAAUUAGAAAAGAGAAAACAAGUAUCGUGUAUAAGGACAUUGAUGUACCCUAUCCUGAUGCUCUUCUCAAUAGCUCUCACUGUUCUUGGUGUGUUGAUGGUGGCUCAGAAUAUGUUCCAGUUAUUGGUUGGGAUCAAAGCUCUGCCAGUUGGUGCUAAGGAGAUGGUUCUGGGUAUAACAUCACUGUCCGCACUAGGGUGGCCUGGCAGUAUUCUUGAAACAAUACUCAUUUUAUAUUUGAUGUCUGCUUCCGUUGUUGGUUUCUACAACCUGCCAUUCUUCCGUCGUAUUCAGCCAAAAUAUCAUGAUACGUCCAUGUUACAUAUUAUAUUCAACUGUAGUGUGCUGCUCAUUUUGAGCUCAGCUCUGCCUGUCUUGUCCAGAACUUUAGGAAUUACCAACUUUGACCUUGUUGGAGACUUUGGAACAAUGGACUGGUUGGGAAACUUUUAUAUUAUUUUUACAUACAAUGCCAUAUUUGCCGUGGCAACAGUGUUGUGUUUAGUGAACAAAUUUACAGCAAAUGUUCGUAGAGGGAUCUGGGUGAAAUUUAAAGCAGCUUUUUCUACGUUAUUCAGACAACAGCGGACAAGAUCUCUCUCAAAUGCCAAUGGGUAUUAGAAAAAAAGAGGAGUGUUACUUGUGAAAGUUAGUAAGUUAAGACAGAAGAAAAAUAGUAAUGUUUUGAAAGCGAACUAAAUAGAACCAAAGAGAUUGAUAAUACCUUUACUUACUAUACGUAUUUCAGACAACAUAAUUUUACCGAAUGUAGGCGGUUUAUUUACUAUACAUGUUUCAAACUGGUUUGUAAGUCAGUUGUUUCUUACAGGAGUAGAUUGUCAUGUUUAUUGCCAUACUGUAGUACCAAACACAUUACAGCUAGUUUCUGAUUUAUUACAUAGAAAACAAAUAGAUAGGCAUAAGUGGAUUUGUUUAAUACUGGCCUGUUUGAGGAAUGUGUUUAAGAAAUUAUGUUUAAAUUUUUGUUCAAACACAUCAUAGAUAUGGCCUAAGAAUCUUAUUAUAGAAAAAUAACACCAAAGAUUUAGAAAUAUUUUAGUAGAUUCAUAAUUACAAACGGUUAAGUAGUUUAGUAUUGAUCCAUGUGAAAAAAAAUUAUAUGUAGGAAACAUGCUAACCAUUUGGCUGCAUAAUACUGCUGCAGUUUAUUCACAUGUAUAAUGCACAAUUUUUCAUAUCGCAUGGACCAUUCUUAAACUGGGAGUGUGUUUGUGUUCAGUGGUCAGCCAUUUUGGUCGCUCAGCUGACCACUCUUUCUAAAUUUAUUCUGUAGCUGCUGUAUACAAGUAUACAAGAAAAGUUUUUGGGUCACAGAAAUCCAGUGUCCAAAUCAUUUUAGUGUAUACUGUAUGUGAGCAAUGAGGAAAGUUGUACAAAUAUGCUGUAUAUAUCGUUAUUUGAAAGCAUAAUUUAUGCUUUUUGCAGCUGUUGUUUUCAGUUGUAUAUUUUUUUAGACAUGUGCCAAAAAUAUUUUGUUAUAUUUUGAUAACAGUAGUGGUUUUACUGUAGAAACUGUCAUUGUUUAGUGGAUUGAACAAAGUAUAGCUUGGGACUGGGGAUUUUUUAUAUAGGAAUGUUUUUGCAGGAACGAGAUAGUGUGCGGAUACGCAAAUAGCUUGCUGUAAUUUCAUUUUAGUGUUUAAGUCUUGAGAUACCUCUCUUAAAGACUUCGUGCAAUGAAAUCUUACCUCAUUGUGUAAAAUAUAAAUGUACCAGUAUCUGUCUGUGACAAUCAUUUCUUGGUAAACCAGAGAACUAACGCUUGUGAAUAAGUGAAAUAAUGUGCAGGAGUGUGUGAAGUAACACCCAUUAAUAACUGAAAUGGCACUCGUUUGAAGAAAACUAUUUUUUCACAGUGAAAAUAUGCUGAGUUUUUCAGACAAUUAAAACUUCAUUUCACAGAGAUAUAACACUUGUGGAUUUUGUGUCAAAGAAAAGUUGCUGUUGUGGUGAAUUACCCCUUCUUGUAUCAUAUUGGUACACCUGUCAGAUAGUAUUUCCUACUGAUGGUUACUAACUUUGAAUUUAUGGCAAAAUGACAUUUGGAUUUAUGGAAUUAAUGGUGAAAGAACAACAAAGAAAUAACACCUUUGAUCCGUAGUCUGAUAAAAUACUGGAUUCUUCAAAUUCAUGAUAAGUGCUGUAGUGAAUGUAGAACUCAGUUAGAAAGGAAAAUGUUUUCAACAUGAUGUGCUGUAGUGAAUUUUUUUUUCUCCAUUUUUAUUUGUAUUUAUAUUAUUUGUAUAUUGCUGAAGCAGGUUGCUGUAACAUGAACAACAAUGCAAGGUAUGAGAGGGUUUUGUAUGUUGACGUUUGAUCAUCACUCAUUAACAGCUUUUACCAAAGACUUUGAUUUACUGAUUGAUUGAUACAUGUAGAUUGAUUGAUUGAUUGAUAAAUCAGUUUCAUGUAGACUUUACUGUUGAUGAGCAGCUGAUUAGCAACUGCUGCCUGUUGUAUUUGUCUCUAAACAUAUAUUUGAGGCUCUUCUGCAUUUAGAGUUAGCUUUAUGAAAAAUUCCAAUGAAACUUUCAGGUUAUUUGAUUCAAAUUGCAAUGUCUGAAGGUUUUGUUUAAACAGUUUCUAAAGAAUUUUGUGCAUUUAUUAAACAUAAAAUGAUAAGAUUUCCCUGCAGAGUAGUAUAUAUUUUGGUAUGUGUAUCCAAAGUACAUUGUUGAGUCAAUAUGACUGAAUUCCAUUCACAAAAAGUAGCAUAAAAUGUUUAUUGUGUUAUAUUUUCAUUGUGUACAGCUGGUUGCUGUGUUAAUAUAUUCAGUUUUCUCUUAGGAAUGUUCAUAUAUAUUUUAGUUUCAAUACUGCUUGUUUAAGAGAAGUAUUCAGCCUAUAUUCAUCAAUUCUUAAGACUAUGAAAUGCUUAAAAAUAGUUUUUCCAUCUAUAUGUAAAUCUGGCUUGAAUUUUAACAAAACUUGACAUAGAUAUAGCAUCUAUUGCAAGGAAAAAAGCUUUGCAAAGUUUUAGCAGGACUGAUGCAUAAUUACAAAGUUAGUUACAGCAACUUAUAUUUUAUAGAUUUAAAGUCUCAAGUGGAAACUUCAGACUUUGAAUGUUGGUGAAUAUUGGGCCUGUUUGAUCGACACGGGCCCUGUUUAAUUAAUAGGGCCCUGUGAUAUAAACACGGGCCCUGUUUAAUGAACAAGUGUCCUGUUUCAGCUGUUAAAAGUUAAUGUGAUACUUCCUAUUACUGAGAUUAUUUUAAACAUUUAACUCAGUUUUUUUAUUCAUUGAUUUUAUAUAUUUCUGAAAUUACCAGCAAGAAAUUUUCACACUUAAAAGAGUUCAAACUGGAUUGAAAUCUAGGAUAAACAUUGACAGGCAGCUGUGAAAUAAAUGGGAAUACAUGUAAAAUCACAAAUCAUAUGAACAGUUAAGGUAGUUCUGCACGUUAGGAUCGGAUUUUUUUCCACAAUGUAGAAUUUGGUUAAACUCUGAUUUUUCAAAACUUCAGAAUAUACCUAGAAAAUUCAACAACUAAAAAGGAUAGGCUCUUGUGCUUGAUUUUUUGCUAGACUGAUUUGAAACAUUUGGACCACUAGCAAUUUUUUAUAAUGAGAGUCUAUGGGAAAAUAGCAACUUUCCUAACUUUUUCGCAAAUAGAAAUUUUUCUACAAUGUAGAUGUCAACACUAAUCACUUGUCUCUCACUGAUACAUGCUUUAUAUUGUGUGACUGGUCAUCUUUCAGACCAAAAUGUUGUUUUACUCACAGAUACAAAGUAUUUGAGGUUUAUAUUAGAGUCAAAGGUGUCUGUCUAUCUGUAUGUUCGCCAGGCUGUAAUGACUUUGCAGAGGCAUAUCUCGGAAACCAUUUAAUUUAUUUUCCAAUGACUACAUUUAAAUGUUCACCAUCGUGAUACUACGAGCAUCACAUGUAACCUAGGUCACUAGAUCUAAUGUCAAGGUCACAGUACUAAGUCAAAGGUCAAAUAAAGUAUCUUUGUGUCUGCUCUAUAUCUUCUAAACCCCUGGAAGAAUGGCAUUAAUUAUUAUUCUUGUCAAGGUAAUGUGUAAUGUGUGUGGCUACUAUGGUCAGUCCAAGUAUUGUAGAGUAAUGGAUAUUUCCUCUUGCAAAGAGGUAUAACUAGGGUAUUGGUCACUUCCAGUGAUAGCUCUAGUUUUAAUUGUUUUAUGUAAAACCAUGCUUUAUCUAUGUUAUGAUUAUUUUGUAUAAACACAUGUUGAAACUGAAUAACUUCAGAUCAUUCACACUAGUUUUAAAUCUUGAAAUAAACUCUUGAUUUGAGUUAAAUUACAAAAUUACAUUUUAUACAGUAAAACCAUUAAUAUUCAUUGGGAACUUAUUUUUUUGAUUUUUUUUGUGCUUAAACAAUAAAAUUUAAUCCCCUUGACAUUCAUGUAAUAUUCAGAACUUGAAAUGCAUAUAUAUGAAUAUGAAUUUAUAUUCCCAAGAAAAAGCCACUUCUAGCAAAACCACAGCAUAUCAUGUCCACAAAACUAAAUGAUUUCACAGUAUAUAAAAAUGAGAGAGUAACAGAAUAUUGGCUCUGACUUUUGUUUACUGGUCUAUCUGUAAAAACACUAUUUUUUGCUGUAUGGCGGCUGUAGAGAGUCUUCCAAUAUUUCUAGUCUGUCAGUGUUGUCACUAGAGCUAACCUGUCAUCAUUAUGCUGCAGUUUAGAUUACAUUUAUCAUAGUUACUUGUAUAAUUUGUUUUAAUUUUAGAAGUGUUAGUAGCUGUUACCAUGUCAGUGCUAAUAAGGCAUUCCUCAAUAACAUUCUGUAAAAUUGUAAAGUUUCACAAGGGGCUCAUUUUCCUAGAUUCUGUAGUUGAGUCAGUCCACAAAAUUAAAUCCAUUCAUUUUAUCUUCAAAUUUUGAAAUCCAUGAAUUCCUAGCCCCAUGAAAUAGUCAUUAUGACCGAAUCCUUAAAAUUUUGUGCCCACAAAAUGAAAUGAUUUCUACAGUUAGGUAAAUGUUUGAUUAAAGGUUUUGAAGUUAUUGGGCUUCAACAAAAGUUUGUAUAUUUAGCAUUAUCUAAUUGUGCAAUAUGUACAGUUAUUUGAACAAUUAUGAUUUAUUAUUUGUAUAUUUCAUUGUUAACCAGUUAGCAUUCUUGCAUAAUUUUGUGUUCAGAUUACUGUGAAUUGUUACGCAAUAUUAUUGUCAGGUUUUUGACUUCCAGCAACUCAAGUUUGUUAUUAGUUAUUAUGAUAACUGCAAAACUUUCAGUUUGUUUCAUGUUAAAAAAAACCGAUACUGAAUUAAGGUCAUUUCAUAAGCUACAGCAACAACGAUUUUGAUGUUCAGUUUGUAUUUCAUACAUCUCAGUGGAUUAUGGAAAUAUAAUUGUCAGUUAUAUUUUAAACAACUUUGUUUUAAACAUUGAGAUUAUUAUAAUAUAAUGUUAUGUGACUAUGAUUGAACGUGGAAAAAUUUGAAUGAUUGAGAAUUGGAAUUAUUUCAGUAAAGACAUAGAUGUACUUAAUGUUAAUUCACCAGUAUGUACCCACAAUAAGGGAAGAACUCUAUGAACCACACAGAAGUAUUAAGAUUUAUCCAACAUAAAUAUUGUGAUAUGUGUGACAUUAUGCAUUGUGCCAAUCUCCUAUACAGAGUUAUGGUUCUUCUAUUUCACUUCAGACUCAAACACCUCUGUUCGUAUCUAACCCUGAUUGUGUACAAGAAUUAUUCAUGAAUAAAAAUAAAUAUCAUAAAUACAUUGCUAGCCCGCCCACUUAGCUCAGUAGGCGUUGGUCUACGGAUCGCGGGGUCAUGAGUCCGAUCCUGGGGUGGGGCGUAUGUUCUCCAUGACUAUUUGAUAAACGACAUUGUGUCUGAAAUCAUUAGUCCUCCACCUCUUAUUCGUGUGGGGAAGUUGGCAGUUACUUGCGGAGAACAGGUUUGUACUGGUAUAGAAUCCAGGAACACUGGUUAGGUUAACUGCCCGCCAUUACAUGACUGAAAUACUGUUGAAAAAUGUUGUUAAACCCAAAGCAAACAAACAAAUAAAUACAUUGCUGAAUUAAAUACUCACAGACAUUUUGUUAAAUAAAACACUGACCUUUUUAGUGCCAAGAAAUUCACUAAUACUUGAUUGUUUUAAAUAUAUUUUCUGAACUAUUUUCUGUGCUGUCACUGGCUGAAUUACAGUUAGUCUGUCCUGGUAAUUUUUUAACAGAUGGACAGUAUAAAAUGUGUAAUGUAUACCAUUGUUUUUUAUUGCACAUAAUCAGAAUAGGCACUUACAAUCACAACAUGGUCAUUUUGUUUGUAUUUUUGUAUGACUUCAUCCACAGUUUGAAUUAUAACUGUCACAUUACUAUUUAGAAGACAUUGGCAGAUAUGAAUGUGUUGUCUGUAACAUGAACUCUGUAGUUACUAAGGUUGGCAUUGUGCAUGGUGUUUGCUGGUAGAUUUGUUUUAAAAACCAUACAAAUUUGAUGUGUCAGAUUAAAGAUUGAGCAUUUCAGAGACCCUUGGAUGAGAAAUAUGUAUAUAUUGAGUUUUUAUGGUAAUCAUUUUAUUAGUUCAUACCUCUUUUAAUCCUAACAGACUAUUGAUGCAUAUAUAUAUAUGUAAUAUUUAUAAUGAUUUUAGAACACACUAAUUGUUCAUGUUAUCUGAAAUUUCAAUAUUCUUCUAAAUGUGAUAACUCUCAUUAUUUGUAUACUUUAAGAGCCAGUGGAUAUACUAUUGUUAGUCAUGCUGUAUGAAAGAUUCUUGCCAAUGGCAUGUAUAUCAGGGUUAAAUAUGUGAAAAUCUGUUUACAUUAAGAGACCAUCUUCUUUUGAUAACUUAAGACUAUUUUGCGGGAACAUAUGAUGCAUUUAAAGAUAAAUUUAGAACACAGGUAGAGGUAGUGGACGUGUAUUGACAGUCAGCAACUCAGUUAUGUAUUCUCCUAGUCUCUGUGGGGCGGGGGAGGGGGGCUACAACCGUUUCUUCAUGAAACUUGGUCAGAAUGUAUUUCUUGAUGAUUCCUAGGCCAAGUUUAAAACUGGGUUUUAUGGGGUCAAAAACUAGGUCAACCGCUACAUAUACAGCCGAAGAAUACUGAAAUAAAAAAGUAAGAACAGGCUGAUUGCCUUUGAAAUAAGAAACAAGAUCCAUACAUUCUUCAUUAAGAACAUUAUGUGUAUUGUCUUUGUUGCAUGUUUAUAUAUUCAUUUUUUGCUUUAUUUUUGGAAAAAAAUUUCUUGCUAUGGUCCAAUUUUAUGUGUACAGAUACAAUACUGCCAUUAUAAAUUGUCUGUAAUAUGCAAGGCAUGACAUGAUAAUUUAUGGUCAUCUGAGUGCGAAGAAUGGUUGACUGA
Molecule: messenger RNA, 8298 nt
Organism: Mercenaria mercenaria
Lineage: Eukaryota; Metazoa; Mollusca; Bivalvia; Venerida; Veneridae
Product: protein LMBR1L-like
Exons: 13
Coding region: 100-1608 (502 amino acids)
Biological process (GO): signal transduction
Molecular function (GO): transmembrane signaling receptor activity
Source: RefSeq, a predicted model, not a curated record